AUGGAUUUUCCAUUAGGUGAAGAUUUCAAGCCAAAAGAACCUUACACGAGUCGUCUACGUAAAAUUCUUGAAGAAUAUCCUGAUGGUUCACAAAUAUUACGUGAAAUUCUUCAGAAUUCAGAUGAUGCUCAAAGUACUGAGCAAAUUUUUAUUUUGGAUUUUAAUAAAUAUCCAUCAAAUAAAUUGUUUAAACCACAACUUAACAGAUAUCAAGGUCCUGCACUCAUAUCAAAAAAUACUGCUAUAUUCGAAGAUGAUGAUUUCAAAUCUUUGCUCAACUUAGCUGAUAGUAAAAAACGCAAAAAAUUUGAUAAGAUCGGAGUUAUGGGAAUUGGAUUUAAUUCAAUUUAUCAUAUUACCGAUUCUCCUUCCUUUAUUACUGGUAACAAGUACGUUAUUCUUGAUCCACACGAAAGGCAUUUUAAUGGUGGUAUUCAAUUCGACUUUGUACGUCAGAAAUUGGCUGAAGGUUUUCCAGACCAAUUUGCUCCAUUCAAAAAGAUUUUGCGAUGUAAUAGACCAUUUAAAGAACCAUUUAAAGGAACUAUCUUUCGUUAUCCUCUUCGUGAUUCCACCGAUUCGGAUAUUUCUAACAAAGUUUAUAAACCUAAAGAAAUUUUGGACAUGUUUCGUAAAUUUUACGAACAUGAAAGCAUUAAUUGUUUAUUAUUUUUGAAAUAUAUAGAGUGUAUUUCUUUUUAUGUAUUACGAAAAGGCGCCGAUGAACCCGAGUUAUUAUAUAAAAUUCGAUUAGAAAAUGCAGAUCAAGUUCGAAAACAACGUUGUUUAAUAAGUGAAAGUAUCGCAUCGAUGAUGAAUUCGACCAAUUCAAAAGAAUUAGUAACAUCCUAUGUCGCAUCAUUCUAUCGUCAGAAAGGAGAUAUUAAAGAACCUAAUUCAGAAUGGUUAAUUCUAAAUUACCUUGAUGACUUACUUGAUACCAAAAAGAACUUUAGUAAAAUAGAUUUAUACAAAUUUAUUCCUAACGUUGGUUUAGCCGUUCCUUUAAAAGAUUUUAAAAAUGUUAUUGGAAGAUUAUUUUGUUUUUUACCUCUUCCCAUUUAUAUGCCCUUUCCCGUUUCCGUGCAUGGAUAUUUUGCGGUUAGCACUAAUCGACGUUCUUUAUGGUCACCUAUUGAAAAUGAAGAUUUGGCGGACGAUGCGUUGGCGCGUAUAAAGGCUAAAUGGAAUCAAUACUUAUUUGAAAAUGUCUUACCCAAAGCUUGGGUAAAAUUCCUUCAUGAACUUCCACAUAAAGUUCCCAAUAUUCAAUCAGAUGAUUUAUAUAAAUUUUGGCCAAUAGUCAAGGAGGGGGGUACAUCGGGUAACAUAGGUAUCUUUUGUAAGGAUCUUUUACAAAAUGUUACAAAUUGUCUCAAUAUAGAAGAUCGCGUAUUCAAAGGUCCAUUUUGUGAUAAUUGGCUUUCACUUUCUAAUGGCUAUUUGGAAGACGAAAAAUUAUUUAAUUUCAACAUAUCUAAAAUAAUUGCUAAUAUAGGAUUUCCUGUAAUAUCAACUUUGUAUCCUAUCAUCAGAGUAUUAAAAAAUUCUAAACAUCAAGAAUCUCUCAAGUUUUUUUCACCAACUAUUAUUCGUAUUUAUUUGAAUAAAAAUCGUGCUAAAUGGGAAAAUAUACUAUCAAGAAAAGAAACCUUACUAUUAUUCGAAUAUAUAUUAAAAGAAUUAAAUAAUCAAAAUCUUAGUGAAUUAGAAGGACUCAAAAUAAUUCCACUCGCGGAUGGUAUAAAUCUUGGUACUUUAACACAAUUUGGCAAUUCUUAUGUAUAUAUUGGUCCAGAUAAUGACAUCAAGAAUCAUGAAAACGAUGAACGUAAUAUCUUCACAAAUCAAUUAGACAAAUUCAUUGAUAAAUCAAUUGAUUUCAGAUUAUAUAAAUGUUUGUAUAAUUAUGCAAAUGCCGGAUGGAAUCUAAAUAUCAAAAUAUUAGAUGAAUUAGCCGUUGCUGAUAUGAUCAAAACCUCAUUGAAUUUUGCAGAAAAUGAAAGUUUUGAAGAGAUACAAAUGCCAAAUCAUUGUGAAUGGAUUUAUCAAUUAUGGAAUAACUUAAGAUACAGAAAUUGGGAUUUAACAAAGUUUGAAGAUAUCCAUUUAAUUCCAACAAAUCGCUCUACUCUUAGAAAGCUAAAGACUUCUAGAAAGACCUUUACUAGUAAAUAUAUUCAAACCAAUUCUUUAAUUUCAAUUUUCGAAAAAUUUGGUGCUGUUUUCGUGGACAAUGAAUUUGAUACUAACCAAAUUUCGGAAUGGAAUAAAGUAUCACCGUAUAUUAUUAAGCCUAAUAAUAUUAUAUCGGUUCUGGAUUCUUUUCAAGCUAAUACAUCAUAUCCAGAGAAUUUGAAAGAAAAGUUACAAAUUAAUGAAGCAUCGGUAGUCGUAGAACAUUUAUCUAAUUAUUUGCGACUUGUUAAUAAAAAUAAUCUUAUGCAAAAACAUAUUGAUGUUAUUAAACAUCUUCCAAUUUUUACUGAAGUUGAUCAUAUUUCACCAAUUCCAUUAUUACCAUCACUACCUAAAAAUAAAAAAUGGUAUCUCCUACCUCGAGAUGAAGAAAAUUCAUAUGGCAAGAUUAUCUAUCCACGUGAUGAGGGAGGAUUUAUUAAUUCAAACUCCCAAAACAUGUGUUAUAUAUUGGAAGAUAUUAUAAAAAUUCCUCGAUUAGCAAUAUAUGAUUAUUGGCGAAUGUUUGUAAUACCAUUCCUCGAAUUACAAAUACCAAGAAAUAUAGAUAUAGUUGUUGAAAAACUUUUUGAUAGAUUACCAUCUUUAUUUGAUGCUGACUUAAAGAAUGAUCUUGGAGGAAGGUCUUUUGUACCUGCUGUUACACUUAAUAUGUCGCAACAACAUCAAUCAACUGAUCUUAUAAAUUUAGCUAAGCCAACAGAACUAUUUGAUCCAGAAGCAAAGGCAGUAACUGAUUUAUUUUUUGAUGAUGAACAACUUUUUCCUGCUGGUAAAUUCGGCAACCCGCAAAAGUACCUUCCAAUUCUGAAAUCGUUGGGAAUUAAAUCAGUUCUUACUCUAAACGAUAUAAUCUCUCGAAUUGAUGUUAUCAUGACACGAAAGCAAACUUCCAAUGAAGAAUUAGUCCAUGCCAAAGCAUUUAGUCUUUUAAAAUACAUCGAUGAUAAUUGGGAUCGGUUAACUCUUAUGACUAACAAUCUUAAUAAUGCAACAUUGGAAUCUAUUUUAAAAGCAGAAUGGAUCCCUACGGUCGACAAAUUUGGUAACAAGCUUUUUUCGAAAGCUGAAGAUUGUUAUUGUGAAAAGUAUAAAAAUCUAGUUUGCUUGACUGUACCUGUUCUGGAAUAUAAUCUUGAGAAUAAUAAUUUUAUAGAUUUUUUUGAUUGGGACGUUUAUCCAGAUGUUAAAACUGUUCUAAGACAAUUGAAAUUAUGUCGCGAUAGUGUGGCUUCACCAAAUGAGAGAAAAUCUAUUUGUAUCACGAUUUAUGAAUAUAUGAAUGAAAUUUCAAUUUCUCAAGCUCCUGGUGAAAGUACUAAUGAAGAACUUCGUUUUAUGAUCGAAUCCUUAAGAAAUGAACCAUGGAUUUUGUGCGGAAAAUCAUUUCAUUCAAGUGAUAAAGUUGUCGUUAACCUUCCUGACCAAUUUCAGAAUAACGAUUCUUUAAUUGUUAAACUUCCCUUAGAAUAUUAUAAAUUUGUAGAUUUGUUUAAGAAGAUGGGAGUUCGAGACAGAGUUGGAGUAAAAGAUUUAGUUGAAUUUAUUAAAAGUAUAGUCAAAGAGGAUAAAAAUAGAAUCUUAGACACACGUGAAAUAAGUAAUGUUAUUAUGAUUCUUGAACAAAUCGCUAGGAUACGAAAGGAUAAUAGGAGUGAAGGAAAUGAAAAUGAUACGGAUGAAUUGGAAGGAUUGUUGAUUCCAAACGACAAAAAUGUACUUGUUAACUUUCGUGAAAUUUAUUUUGAUGAUAUGGGGAGUAGAUUUAGCGAUGAAGAGAAAAGCAAUUAUGAAAUUGUUCAUGAUUCUAUAACUCAAGACAUUACCGAAAAAUUAGGGAUUCAAACUUUAAAGGGAACAGUAUUUGUAAGGGAAAUAUAUGGCCAAAUCGAAUCUCUAACUACUAGGAUUGAAAAUAUUGUCAAGGACUAUUCUAUAAACUCCGUAUUUAAAGAAUUUCUUCAAAAUGCAGAUGAUGCUGGUGCCAAACAGUUUUUAAUAAUAGUAGAUGAAAGGCAGCAUGAGCCUUCUAAAAAAUCAUUCCUAUCAGAAGAAAUUCAAGGUCCUACGAUAUGGAUUUAUAAUGAUGUAGAGCUUACAGACGAUAGCUUUAAGUCUUUAAUAAACCUUGACAUUAGAAGUCUUAAUUGUGCUUUCCAUAUUACAGAUUUUCUGAGCUUUGUAAGUGGGAGGUAUAUCGUAUUUUUAGAUCCACAUGCAAAAUUUCUUCCACUGUCAGGAUUUCCUCUUAAGAGACCAAAUGGUGUUCAAAUAGAUUUUAUUGAAAAAAAGUUUAAGAGUAGUUUUCCAGAACAAUGCUAUCCAUAUGAAGAAAUAUUUUAUUUCAUUGAGAAAAAUUUUCCUGAUAAAUACUCAGUAGGAGAUUGUGACAUGUCAAAAGAAUUUAAGGGAACCUUGUUCAGACUUCCUCUUAAGAUUCCUGAAUUAGCAAAAAAUAGUGGUAUAUCAAGUAAUGCCAUAAGUAAUAUAAAUAAAAUUAUGAAAACAUUCAAUAAUAUUCUGGAUAAUAACGAGAUGCUAUUUCUAAGGAAUAUAGAAUCAUGUAGUUUAUAUCAUGUGAAAAAUCAUAAUGUUCAAUUUGAUAUUGAUAGUUAUUAUAAUUCUCACCGAAAAAUGAUUGAUAGCACUUGUGAUGUACAAAUAUACCAAUCAUAUAUCGAAAGAAUGAAUUUUGUACAAAACAAAAAAGUUUCGGAAAUAUGGGCUAUAUGUACGGGAGAACACAAUAAGAUCAAACCAAUGUCAGGAGAACUUGAAGAUAGACUUAAAAAAUUUUCGAGGGAAAACCGACUUAAGCCAAGAGGUGGAGUAGCUUAUUUGCUCGCUCAAUCCGAUACAAAAUCGUUUGAUGAAUUAAGAACCGAAUUGUUUCUAAAUCCACUUAAGCUUAAGGGUCAAAUCUAUUCUCAUUUGUCUCCGCCAAUAAGUACAAACUUAGGAGUUCACUUGAAGGGAGACUUUACUUUAUCGAUUGCAAAGAGUAAUAUUUUACAACCUGAAAAUAAUUUCCCGCAAGUUGAUUGUGAUGAUAUAAAUUGGGAUAUGUAUAUUCUAUACGAAGUUUUACCUGAAUUGCACAUCAAAUUACUUGACUAUAUUGUGGAUCUUGAAGAAAAUAGACGAAAACAAGAAACUAGUUACUUUCCACUUUCCAUAAACAAUCUUUGGCCGACUAAAAAUGAUUUAAUAAUUGAUGUACUAUACAAAAAUUAUGGUUUGAAUGUUAUUAAAAAACUAGGUUGUGGUAAUCAUAGAAUAUUUUGGACUGAGGCUAAUGACGGGGAAUUCAUUUCUUUAGAGGAUGCUAAAAUUUUUGAGCCAGAAAAUGAAAUUGCAGAUAUAUUAAUUAGUCUGGGAGUAUCGGUUGUAAUACUUGAUGAAAAUAAAAUCGAAGAAUUGAAUAAAAUUUUUGAAUCUGGCGACCCUUCAAAUUUCCUAUAUGAGCCUAUCACCGGAGAAUCAGUUUGUGAAAUAUUAUGCGGGAUUUCUGAUUAUAAUCUUAAUCAUACUUCAUUAUUCAAAUUGCUUGAUUUUAUUCUACAAGAUAAAAAUGCUUAUGAAUUUCUUACUGGACUACCGUUAGUUCCAUUGAGUGAUGGUUCUGUUGGAAAGUUUGGUGAUGUCUAUUAUAUUGGAAAAAAAGAACAUCUAGAUUUGUUCCCGAGUACUGGUCCACCAAAAUUUGUUUCUAUUGAUUUACCAAAGAAAUUAAUCAAAAUAUUUAAUAAAGAAGAUUUCUCCGCAUACACAAAUAUCAAAAAAUUUGAUGCUUCGGCUCUCUUAGAUCUUUUAAUGUUUGAAUUACGGCCUUCAAAGGAAAGACCAUGGGAUCCAUACGGAAACUCUAUACCAAAUUAUGAUUGGCUUAUAAAGAUUUGGUCAAUAUUAAUUAAAAUGAAAGAAGAAAGAGAAUUUACUAGACUUUCAAAAUAUCCUCUUUUGCCAGUGAUUCAACCUUCCAAACUUAUUCGACUUGAUAUAAAAGAUCCAGUUUUAUAUGUGUCUGACAAUGGUCAUUAUUUAUAUCAAAUACUAUCAAAACUACAAGUUCGUUUUACUGAUUUGAAAUUUCCUGAUAACGCUCACCAAUAUUUCAAAAAAUGUACAUUAAGUUGUACUCCUUUAAACGUAAUUAAUUCUUUGAAGGUAUCUUGUUCAUUAUUAUUUAAGUCUAUGGAGCAGCUGUUCGAAACUGGUAAUCUAUCAUUGUCCGAUUACGAUAAUUUUAGAAGAUAUAUUAAAAAUGAACUUCAAUCUUUAAUAGGUAAAUAAGAUUGUUUGCAAAAAUGAUUAUUUUAAUGGAAAUGAUUUGAUAUCUUAUUAUUUAUCCCAAUAGAACAUGGACGAGAACAAAAAAAUUUUAUGGACAUACUUCGAUCUUUACCCAUAUGGCCAAUACAUUCCAAUGAAAAAGGAGGAAAAUUCAUUGACGCCACAUCUGGAAAUCUUCUUACGUGCAGGUUGCCAUUUUUUUCUUUCCAUAAAAAUACUGAUUUCUAUAGAUGUGAUAGUAAAUCAGAUUUUAAUGCGCUUAUUAAAUUACGCCAAAAACAAUCAUUAGAAGCAACUUAUAUGAAUGAACUAAACUAUUUUAAAAACUAUAUAGUACCAGAUUUGGAAAAUUUUGUACCUUCUCAAGACUAUAUUACUUUCUUGAAAA
This is a messenger RNA of Rhizophagus irregularis DAOM 181602=DAOM 197198, 6880 nucleotides long. Lineage: Eukaryota; Fungi; Glomeromycota; Glomeromycetes; Glomerales; Glomeraceae. The record is from RefSeq and is a predicted model, not a curated record.